GACGUGACUGCGGUAGUGGCCAGUGGGGUGGGCUUAUGCUUAUUCCCACUCGGCGAUGCCACCGGGGUCCCGGGGCCUACAGUGCGCAGGCACCGCGACAAUGCUAGCGAAGGGCGGGGGCAUUGUGCACGUCUUUGCAUACGGAAGCCCAAGCCGCAACCCUCCUGUCCCUCUCGCACCCAUGGGGUGUCCCGCUCUGGCGCGAAAGAAGCGGAAUCCGUCUGCUGCCUCGUGGGGUAUAAGACUGGCGCCGCCCCUGGGUCGGCCUCAGACUCCGCCGGCACCUCGCUCCGCCAACACGCCAAGAGCCGCACCGCGACGGCCGACUGAGGACCACCGACUGCCACCACCUCCAGCGAGACAUGAAGACAGCCAGGGGCGGCGCGGGGGGCGGGCUGCUGCUGGUGGCGGCGCUGCUCGCGUUGCUGGGGGCGUGCUGGGCGUGCCUCAUCACCAACUGCCCCCGCGGCGGCAAGCGGUCUGGCAGCGCGGUGGCCGUGCCGGGGGCGGUGUCAGGGCGCAACCGAGAGGUGCAGUGCGCGGCGUGCGGCCCCGGCGGUGAGGGUCUCUGCAUCGGCCCGGGCAUCUGCUGCAGUCCGCUGUUCGGCUGCGUGAUGGCCUCGCGAGGCACCUGCACCCGCGCCGUCGCCUUCCCGCCGCACUGCGCGCCGCCGCCGUCCGCCAGCGGAGCCAGCACGGCCUCGGCCGCCUCGGCCCUCGCGGGGCUGCCCCUGGACGCCCCCUGCGGCGCCGACCUCACCCCCGACGGCAGCGCGCCCGGCAGGUGCGCGGCGCAGGGCGUGUGCUGCACCCACGACUCGUGCCGCAUCGAUGCGGUGUGCCAGUCCCUCCAGUCCAGAGAAGACAACGAGGCGGGCUUCGACACCGAUUUCCUGCUGACUUCGCUGCGACGCUUGGGCUGACGUCCAACGAGCCCAACACACACACGCAAGCAUGGCAUCCAAAGUGUCUUGGAACUGCAGCACCCUUCACAUUGAAAUGUCGGUCUCCUCUCUGUUUUUAUUUAUCAAUAAAUACAUGUAAAUGCA
This is a messenger RNA of Thrips palmi, 1049 nucleotides long. Its product is annotated as oxytocin-neurophysin 1-like. The transcript has 3 exons. Lineage: Eukaryota; Metazoa; Arthropoda; Insecta; Thysanoptera; Thripidae. Gene Ontology annotation, cellular component: secretory granule; extracellular region. Bases 363 to 923 code for a protein of 186 amino acids. The record is from RefSeq and is a predicted model, not a curated record. Gene Ontology annotation, molecular function: neurohypophyseal hormone activity.